GGCGUUGCUAGCGGCAGAAAGUGGAAUUUGUGGAACCUUUUAUCAAGUUGUGUCCUCGUACGAAUAACGCCCGGCGUUCGGAAAAACAGCGUGUGGCGUUCCCCCCGGAGUUGUGAGCCUCCCUCGCGGUGUUUGUCCGUCGUUGUCCUCGGAGGAACGGCUGUGACUUUCCGUCCCGUUAGCUGGCCACGGAGCUAGCCUUGCUUCCCAUCCACGGGAAUUCUGCCGAGAAACGAGUGAAUUGUGGAAACAUGGAGUCACGGAGCGCUGCGCCGCGGAGCUAACCCACUUCCCCCGGACUCCCUCCUAGUCGAGGACACACACAACCACGGGGACACGUCAGAAGCCGGGCGAACAUCGAUGCGGGCUCGUGUACAUGUAUGUCUCGGUGGUCGGCCGGUUCAUUGUUGUGAACGGGGAGUUUGCUUAGUUUGCACACGAAGCAAAGUUUUUCUGCUGAAAGAGCUCAUCUGUUUUGUUAGCUGCUAGCUGGCGAGACUCCGCCGCGGCCAGCUCCACACAAGCGAGUGGGCUUUUUAUUUCCCUUUUUUUUUUUUGUUUAAAUACACAAUUUAAUCGGUUUCGGGUUUUUUUGACUCCAGCGUCUCGCUCAUUGUGCUUACAUUUUUUUUUUCUCAUUUGAAAAAAAAACCGGGUAGUUUUCCUCCGCGUUUCUCCUGGUCACCGGAGACUCGUCCCCUUGCAGCCGAAAGCAGACCUCCAGGAGCCGGGGACACCAGAUGGGACUGGAGGAAUUCCCAGCAUCUUCGGAGAUCCUCUAGGCACCGAGGCCAGGCAGCCCGAGCAGGGGUGGUGGCAGACGGGACUACAUCGCAGAUACACGGUGUCUGUUUCACUGGGAAUACAGAUUGUUUACACGCAGGACAUUUUCCGAGAGACGUGGAAGGCUGAAGGAUUCACACGAGGAGUUCUUACAUGCACGACAAACUUGUGCCAGCCGGAAGCAGUGUGUGUUCAUUGGUGUUGCUAAAUUAUAGUUGGAUGCCGGGGUUGUGAUAUCAUCUGACUGCACAAGCUAAUACGACAGAGGCCCCGAUUCAUGUUUUAAGCUCUGCACUGUCGAUUCCUCGCUGCUACCCGAUUUUUGUUUUUUGCCCAGGAGUAUUGAUCGAAAGAUUCCGUAUAGGUCGUGUCAGUAUUUGGACGAGCCCUGCAACAACAACAACAACAACAGCCACCAAACAGUCUCCUCAGAUUUAUUUAUUAUCAGCACCGUCUUUUAUUUUCCUCAAAAUCCCUGCCUACUUCAGACGAAUGCCACAGAGAAGGACGCUCCAGGGAAAUCGCCUCAUCGCACUCUGGAAAAUGUUAAAAGGAUAUAAUUUGCUGCAAAUCUAGAACCGGAAGCCCAAUGAGUGACACACAGUCCAGCUUCACUGACAGGUUUCCCAAGAAAGCAAACAGAACCAGCAGCAUUCUCAGUAAAGACCAUCCCCCAGACAAGAAGCCCAGAAGUGACAAAACCUCACUUCCCUCCAAUGAGUUUGACCCUACAGGUCUGGUCCAGCGAUGUGUAAUCAUCCAGAAAGAUGAAAAUGGCUUCGGGCUCACUGUCAGUGGUGACAACCCAGUGUUUGUGCAGCUUGUCAAAGAAGAUGGGGCUGCAAUGCGGGCAGGUGUCCAGACAGGAGAUAGGAUCAUCAAGGUCAAUGGGACCCUUGUAACACAUUCAAACCACAUUGAAGUGGUGAAGCUAAUCAAAUCGGGCUCCUAUGUGGCCCUCACAGUGCUGGGGCGCCCCCCAGGGCUCGCCCAGAUCCCUUUGUCGGAAGCAGAGUCUCAAAUGCUGGGUGUUAGCAUUUCCUCUCCAAACUCCCCAGCAUCAGAACGCCCCUACAGUCCUCAGGACCGCCUCUCUUCACAACCACCAUGGGCCAUGAAGGAGGAGUACAGCAAGAACCCCUCCCCCAAACUACUGAAAGACAUCCUGGAAGCUAAAAAACACAUUCCUCAGCUGCAGGGUCAGCUCUUCAAGGCCACUGGGGCAACACAGGAGGGGGUUCCAGGUGGUGAUGCACAUGAUGGUAGCAUGUUUGAGUCGGAGCACACUCUCACCUCAAAGGGAGACAACAACACAGACAUGUCCUGGAGCAGCACACCUUUAUCCCACAGAUUUGGGCCUGGAUCUCCAGAAAGUUUAUUUCAAAGACAGACAUCCUGCUCCAGCCCAAAGAGCACACCCAGGAACAGCUUCAACUCCUGCCACUCCCCUGACGCAGCAGACACCACUGACCUGGACUCUCUGUCCCCAACCACAGUCAGCAGUCCCUCCUCUUCUCGCCUCGUCUCACAAAUCAUUGGAGCUGAGGACGACUAUUUUGAUUCGGACCAGGAACAGACAAACGGCCAGUGUCACAACUUCAACAGCAUCGAGCAGCUCAAGUCUCGCCCCGCCCACCUCACGGCCUUCCUUCACCAUGUCAUCUCUCAGUUCGACCCUGCUCCUGUGCUUUGCUACCUCUACGCUGACCUCUACAAGCAGACCAACUCCAAAGAGACCAGACGGGUGUUCAUGGACCUCCACACCUUCUUCAUAGACCGAGGAGCUAAUUUGAAAGUUGCUGUCCCUGAAUCCAUCUCUUCUGAUCUUGAUCGACGGCGGACAGAACUGAUCCCAGAGGAAAUAAACAGGCAACACGUUCAAUCACUGCAGGACUCUCUGCUCCCUGACAUUCAGAAGAACCUUGAGGAUUUCAGGCAGAAGCGCAGUAUGGGUCUAACAGUGGCUGCAGCUGAAUUGGCGAGACUGGACCAAGAGGGAGUCAGAGACAGGGUCACUCUGGAGAGAGAGCGCUCAUAUGCUGAAAGCAUCAUCACCAAGAUAGAGGAUAUCCUCUUAACUACUCAGACCACAGAAGAAGAGAAAUGCACUACCAUGCAGUAUGUCAUCUAUACAUACAUGAAGCACCUUGGUGUGAGGGUCAAGGAACCUCGCAGUCUGGAGUCCAAACGGGUCCGGAUCAACUUUCUCCCCAAGAUCAAGAAAAGCAUAAAGUCAGAAAAGGAAGGAGGAGAAGAAAAGGUGGUGAAGAAACCCAGAUUUCCCAGCAUCCUUGGUCCUCAGCGGCGGCCCAGCCGCAUCGAAGCAGCAUCUGUGGGUAAAGCCUUGGAUGGUCGCCCACGACCUCAGAAACAGUUGUCUCAGCCUUCACUUGGGGCAAGCGACCACAUGGAAAGUGGUCGUUUAAGAAGCAGCCAAUCAAGUGAGGGCUCUGAGCUCACACACUCCAUGUCUGUCAACACCUCAUCCCCAAACAGCACCAACUACAGCUCAGACACGAGCCGAGACGCUGACAUGGGUGGAACUCCGACCUCAGGCCCCCACAGGCUGAGUGACGGCCUUCAGACCGACCCUCUGGACGGGCUGCCAUACCCUGCUUCGCACUUUGACCUUUACAAUCUGGACCAACUGCAAGAGGACGACAGAGAGAGUGACAGAGCUCACGAGGGAACACCAAAGGCCAUACGAAGGCUCGAGGGACUGGGUGCAGCAGACGUCCAGAGUGAAGACGACCAGGGAACAGACUCCGAGCACGACCCCCCAAACUGGCAGCAGCUGGUGGGGAGAGAAGUCCUAGUGGGUCUCCGGCCUCAUGAAAUCAAAAGGCAGGAAGUUAUCAAUGAGCUGUUUUACACGGAGCGUGCACAUGUGCGGAUGCUGCGAGUUUUAGACCACGUUUUCUACCAGAAGCUUUCCAAAGAGAGCAUCCUGCCUCCCGCUGACAUCAAGAACAUCUUCACCAACCUGGAGGAGAUUCUGCAGCUGCAUGCUUCAAUACUGGAGCAAAUGGCAGCCGUGCGGAAGAGAAAUGAGUCCUCAGUAAUUGAUCAGAUAGGAGACGACUUGCUCUCCUGGUUCAGUGGCGGCGAGGAGAAGAUCAAGCAGGCGGUCGGGACGUUCUGCAGUAACCAGCCUUUCGCUCUGGAGAUCAUCAAGACGAAGCAGAAGAAAGACUCCAGGUUCACUUCGUUCAUCCAGGAGGCAGAGAGUAACAGACUGUGUCGCAGACUGCAGCUUAAAGACAUCAUUCCUGUCGAGAUGCAGCGACUCACCAAGUACCCGCUGCUACUGGAGAACAUCUCCAAGUACACAGACAACACGGUGGAGAAGGACAAAGUGAAGCAGGCGGCCGACUGCUGCAGGAGGAUCCUAAAUCACGUCAACCAGGCUGUGAAGGAAUCCGAGGACAAGCAGAGGCUGGAGGACUAUCAGAGACGACUGGACCUGUCCUCUCUGAAGCAGACAGAUAACCCUGUGAUCCUGGAGCUAAAGAACCUGGAUCUUACCAAGAGAACGAUGGUGCACGAGGGACCUCUGUCAUGGAAAGUGAACAAGGACAAGACUAUUGAGUUGUACACGCUCCUCCUGGAGGACAUCCUGGUUCUGCUACAGAAACAAGACGAGCGUCUGAUCCUGAAGUGUCACAGCAAAAACCUGGCAGGCACUGCAGAUACCAAACAUAUCUUCAGUCCCAUCAUCAAACUCAACACUGUGCUGGUGCGCUCUGUGGCCACAGACAACAAGUCUUUUUUCGUCCUGUCCAUGUCCGACAACGGAGCCCAGAUCUACGAGCUGAUGGCGCCCACAGUCGCAGAUCAGAUCACGUGGCAGCGUCUAAUCAUCCAGCGAGCGGAGGCCAUGAAAGUCAAACCUCACAGCAUCAUCCCGUUACCUCAGAGCGACGGGGAGAGAGACGACGUGGAGAUCAUUACCGCAGGUGUGUCCAGGCUGAGCCGAGACGCAGACCGCACGUCCACGGGCAGCACCCAGUCAACAGAUAAAGAGAGCAGUCCGGCCCCUAGAAGCGCCUUGCCCAGCUCUCUACCUGGUAACAAUCCAUUCGAGACGGGGAAGGGUGAGGAGGAGGAGCAGGAGGAGGAAGGGUUUGUGGAUCCGGAGCUUCCUUACCCAGCGGCUGAGGACGUCAGGGAAGGAGACUCGUUUAACGUGUAUCCCUCCAGAGCAGACGAAGCACUGAAAACACUGGCAGCCUUAAAGCAGGUGUUGGUGACCCAGCUGAUGUCCCAGGAGGCUGCAGAGCAAAGCAAACGCUCCACAGGGGCUCGUCUCCUCAGGACCACGUCUCUGCGGACCCCCAUCGACAGCCGCGCCCGAGUGAUGGUCCACAACGGCUCGGAGAAGAACAGCUCUCAGACCGAGGACCCGGCUCAGGACCUCGGCUCCGGGGACACGGGCUUCUUCGACUCUCCUGACGAUUACGCAGGAUACUUGGUCCUGGAGGGCUACGGUGGCCCGGGGGAGAGCAGCACAGACGACGACAUCUUGGCAUCAGCCACAGGGAAGCAGCUGAGAUCCUCACAAGGCUGCGCCACGGACUCCGGCAUCAACUUGAGGUUUUCCUCGGCGUCUCAGGCCGGCAGCCUCUCCUCUGUCAGCAGACAAGUCCUGUCUCACCUCAGAAGCCUUCAGUCCAACCUGAGCUAUCUGAAGGACGUUGAGGCCAAGUACAAUAAUCUAAUACGCCAAAGGCCUGAAAGGUCCUCAGCAGACAUGGACGGGAACAAAGAUAAGAGAUAGUGGAAGACCACGCCCACGGCUUCAGGCUCUGGUCCCAAAGAGGAAGUCCUGACCCGUCGUCUGAUCUUACUUCUCGUGUCCUGGACUUUCUGGACCUCCUAUAAGCUUGUCCUCUCACUGCUGAGUCGCCCUAUUUUCCUUUCCAUCGCCGCCCGCGGCCGCCACUGAGAAUGAGAGACUGAGAGUGUGAGCAGAAACGUGGAUGUCUUUAGCGACGCCGCACCCCCACCACCCCCCCCUUUUUCUCCUCCAUCAGCACAAGGCAAUCAGGGAAGUGGGAUUGCCCCAGAACCUCACCCCUCGACCAUCUAACACCCAUUUCCCCCCCCUGAACUCCCUGCAAGAAAGAGAACUUAUACCAAAAUGUACAAAGAUGUGUGUUUAGAAUAUAUAUAUAUGAAACACAAAACAAGAAAAGGAAAAUUUUAAGAUAAUGUAUUAAGAUUUUUUUUAUCCCAAGAUGUAUUUAUUUUCUUUCUUUUAUUUUCAUUUUUUUUUUUUUUUUUUUUUUUAAAAAGUGUUUCCACAUUGCUUGCAUGCUUUUGGCCAUGGUGUUACCUUUUGGACGGCUCCUCCCCGCGCCAGUCACACGGGCCGCGUGUGAGUGACGAGUGCACGCGAGCGCCGGCCGAGCGGAGUCCUGGUGAAGUGGCGGGAGUGUAUUCAGACUGAUAGAGGCCGGAGUCGCACGGGUGAUGGAUAGAUCCCAUUGUGUUGAAACUCUUGAACUGUGUUAAAAGACUAGAAUUUUAGACAAAUUCUAGGUGUGGUGUUAAACUAGAAUGAAGAGUCUCAAGGCUCUGAUCUGGUCCUGUUGCAUUUCUGUGCCUCCUCCUCCUCCUCCUCCUCCUCCU
Limanda limanda (common dab) is the source of this 6414-nucleotide messenger RNA. It is a transcript of the gene arhgef12a, whose product is annotated as Rho guanine nucleotide exchange factor (GEF) 12a. The coding region runs from base 1373 to 5560 and encodes 1395 amino acids. Lineage: Eukaryota; Metazoa; Chordata; Actinopteri; Pleuronectiformes; Pleuronectidae. Gene Ontology annotation, biological process: G protein-coupled receptor signaling pathway; intracellular signal transduction. Gene Ontology annotation, molecular function: guanyl-nucleotide exchange factor activity; G protein-coupled receptor binding. Gene Ontology annotation, cellular component: cytoplasm. The transcript is spliced from 39 exons. The record is from RefSeq and is a predicted model, not a curated record.